CGCAGUCACGUGAUUGUCAUCAGCGGACCAGUGUGACGCGCGAUCAGCUGACGUUCACUCGACCUUCUCCACUGCGGGAGAUACGGACAUCCAAACGUCUCCAUCCGCAGCGCUUCAAAUAAAUCCCGUACCGAAGCAUGGCGAGCCAGUCCCAGGGCAUCCAGCAGCUGCUGCAGGCGGAGAAACGAGCCGCGGAAAAGGUCGCAGAAGCCCGUAAAAGAAAAAAUCGUCGUCUGAAGCAAGCCAAAGAGGAGGCGCAGGCUGAGAUUGAGCAGUACCGUCUGCAAAGGGAGAAAGAGUUUAAGACAAAGGAGGCUGCGGCCCUGGGGUCCCAUGGAAACUCUGCUGUAGAGGUGGAUAAGGAGACCAUAGAUAAGAUGAGCCGCAUCCAGAGCAGUUAUCAGCAGAACAAGGAAGCUGUGCUUGCAAACCUGCUGAAGAUGGUGUGCGACAUCAAGCCAGAGAUCCACGCCAAUUACCGCGUCGCUGGAUAAACACCUCUGUCCAACCACCACAUCCGUUACAAUCCCUAAAGACCCACAAAGCACUGAGACAAAGACUGCUACUAGACGUAUCUCGUUACAAUCAUAAUAUUUAGAUAGCUGGACUACUACACUGCUUAAUAAUACACUUCUUAUCUACAUUACGACAUUAACACAUUUCCUUGGGUUUAAACAGACAUUCAUUGAUACCUAAACCAGUCAGUGGUCAUGGUACUGCACAUACACAUCUCUGCAGUAUUGUUUGCAAAUAUAUCUUUGAUAUGAUCCAAUGCAAGUCUUUGUCUCUGGUCUUUUAGUUAACUAGUAUUGUCCAGUAUAUCAGAGUGAGUUUCUUUGUGAAUGAUACCUUUAAUUGUUUGUAUGAACGUCUGUAUCUUGAUGCUACAUUCUUAAUUUAUAAGUAAUCAGAUGUUGUUUUAUCUAAUUGAUGUAUACAAUAUAAUUUUUUGAUGGCUUUUUUUGUGACAAAUCUCAUAGUUAUCAUAAUCUUAAUGUUGUAUUCGUAAUUAAAUACACUUCCUCCCUGCGCCCUUGUUCUGUAUAUGUAGAUGGCACUCCUCUAUUUCAGCCUGCUGUGAAAAUGUAAUAAAUGUUUGUGUACAAAUGGA
This is a messenger RNA of Sinocyclocheilus anshuiensis, 1111 nucleotides long. RefSeq names its product V-type proton ATPase subunit G 1-like. Gene Ontology annotation, molecular function: proton-transporting ATPase activity, rotational mechanism; ATP hydrolysis activity. Bases 138 to 494 code for a protein of 118 amino acids. Gene Ontology annotation, cellular component: vacuolar proton-transporting V-type ATPase complex; synaptic vesicle membrane; vacuolar proton-transporting V-type ATPase, V1 domain. The record is from RefSeq and is a predicted model, not a curated record. Gene Ontology annotation, biological process: synaptic vesicle lumen acidification. Lineage: Eukaryota; Metazoa; Chordata; Actinopteri; Cypriniformes; Cyprinidae. The transcript is spliced from 3 exons.